Messenger RNA from Musca domestica (house fly), 1275 nucleotides. RefSeq names its product mitochondrial import inner membrane translocase subunit Tim23 (gene Tim23). The transcript is spliced from 4 exons. Gene Ontology annotation, biological process: protein import into mitochondrial matrix. The record is from RefSeq and is a predicted model, not a curated record. NCBI's taxonomy places the organism in Eukaryota, Metazoa, Arthropoda, Insecta, Diptera, Muscidae. Gene Ontology annotation, cellular component: mitochondrial inner membrane; TIM23 mitochondrial import inner membrane translocase complex. The coding region runs from base 179 to 817 and encodes 212 amino acids. Gene Ontology annotation, molecular function: transmembrane protein transporter activity.
UUUGGCAACACUGCCAAACAUAUGUGAUAAUAGGAGAGAAAAAAAUGAUUUGCUGAAAAGACAUUUCACGUGUAGAGUUCGGUUAGAUUUCCAGAGAAAAAUACAGCGAAAAUUAAGAAAUAAACUUGCCACAACAUUUUAAAUUAAAAACAGUUAAUUGCACACCUGCCUUUUUACAAUGAGUGAUGAUUACUUGAGCAAACCUCUGUCAUUGGCACCAUCUACGGGAAGUGACGAACCCAGGAACUCAUCACGUUUCUCCAAUGUGACAUCUGCAUCGACUACAUUCGGCGCACCAAUUUCGCCUUAUCUAAACUAUGACCCGCGAUUUUUGCAGCAAGCACAGCCAGAGUUCAUUUUCCCCGAGGGUGCCACCAAACAAAGAGGUCGCUUUGAAUUGGCUUUUUCACAAAUAGGCAGCUCCGUUAUGGUUGGUGCCGGUAUUGGUGGCUUGGCUGGUUUCUAUAAUGGUCUGAGAACAACAAAGGCCUUGCAACAGACUGGGAAACUGUGGCGGACACAGAUGCUUAAUCACGUUAUGAAACAAGGUUCAGGCACAGCCAACACUUUGGGCACAUUGGCCGUAAUGUAUUCAGGUUUCGGUGUGUUGUUACAAGCUGUGCGAGGAGAAGAUGACGAUAUAAAUACAGUGGUGGCUGGUACCGCCACAGGUUUGCUGUACAAAUCCACAGCCGGCUUAAGGAAAUGCGCCAUUGGUGGUGCCGUUGGACUGGGCAUUUCAGGUCUAUACUGUCUAGCUCAAUUGGCUAGAGCGAACGCCGCUUCGAAUGGUAAUUCCGGCAUGAAAUUCCUCUAAGUAAAAAUGCCAUAAUUAAGUUCUGUUUUCUUUUUAUACAUUAUCUGGUCCUUAUUUCCUUCUAGGGCUUUGAAUAAGUCUUCAUUUAAAAAUAGCAAAUAUUUUUUCCUUUUCUGAAAUAUGAUCUACAUAUUGCAAAUGAAUCGUUUCUCAUAAGUAACAACUUUUUUUAAAAUUCCUUUAAAUUUAAGUUAAGUUGGGCUGACUCCAAAGCAAAGCUAAUGGGAAUGCAUCCAAAUGCAUAGCGAGUUCAAAACAGAAAAAUAUUUCAGAGUUGUACAAUUUGCUACGAAAUUUCGAACCACGAAAUCCUCAUGUAUUUUUUUGUACAUUUUAUGUUAAUAUGAGACAUUUUUAAUAUAAGUUACCUGUAACAUUUAAACAUUAAAUUAAAAAUUGUAAGACGUUUUUUGUUGGAAAUGAUCCGCUUCACAAAUACAAAUAUCUUAUAAAGAAAA